Molecule: messenger RNA, 3265 nt
Organism: Microtus oregoni (creeping vole)
Lineage: Eukaryota; Metazoa; Chordata; Mammalia; Rodentia; Cricetidae
Gene: Cd83
Product: CD83 molecule
Exons: 6
Coding region: 303-863 (186 amino acids)
Source: RefSeq, a predicted model, not a curated record
UUGUAAAAUCUGCCGAGUCAGCAUCAAUAUUAUCUUCAUCCACUCUGGUUGCCAUGACACCUUGCGAGAGAGGGCGUAAAAAGGAUCAGAUCUACGGCAAGAGGAAUAACUGAAGUCUCUUACUGCCAAUGAUGCUGGUAGAUGGGGUACCAGUGUGCUCCUUCAGUGAAGAUGCCGGAAGCACCCUGAGGAGCUCCACUCUAGCAGCAACAGUACCCUCCCCCACUGCCAUCAGGUCCAUAUGAGGUCGGUGUACCAUGUGGAUGCAGUGAUUUGACCAGCCACCUGGAAAGUUCCCGUAUAUGAAAACCUGCAGCCUGGCGCCAGCGAUGGCGAUGCGGGAGGUGACGGUGGCUUGCUCCGAGACGGCUGACCUGCCGUGCCCAGCGCCUUGGGACCCGCAGCUCUCUUACGAGGUAUCCUGGGCCAAGCUCUCAGAGGGUGGCAACGAGAGGCUGGAGCUCCCCCAGAGCAGGCAAAACGACUCCUUCGAGGAUCCCAGGACAAGGUCUUACUCCCUGACGAUCCAGAACACUACUGUCUGCAGCUCUGGUAUCUACAGGUGUGCCCUGCAGGAGCUGGGAGGGCAGCGCAACUUCAGUGGCACUGUGGCUUUGAAAGUGACAGGAUGCCCCAAGGAAGCUGCAGAAUCUCUUUUCCGGAAGUACAGGGCUGAAGCUGUGCUGCUCUUCUCUCUGGUCAUUUUCUACCUGACGCUCAUCAUUUUCACUUGUAAGUUUGCACGACUACAGAGUAUCUUUCCAGAUAUUUCUAAACCUGGUUCGGAACAAGCUUUUCUUCCAGUCACCUCCCCAAGCAAGCAUUCGGGGCCAGUGACCCUUCCCAAGACAGAAACAGUAUGAGUAGGGUCUUUGCUGGUUUUUACAAAGCCAAGCACAUACCAGAUCAGUGUGCCUGAAUGCUGCCUGGACAAGAGAAGAAUGAGCCCCACCCUCAGAUGGCAACCUUCCUCCGAAGUCCUUAACCUGACAGUGGGUUCCACACUACUUCCUGCCACGGGGUCUUGAGCACCAUCACAUGAUCAUGAAGCAUGGGGCCAUCACUGCUUCUCUAUGGCUGUCAGCUUAGUGUUUCAUGCAGCUAUCUGGUCAACCUCUUCUAUGCUUUUCCAGUCAUGUAAAAGCUAUGGUGAGACGCAGGUGGAGCAAGGACAUGGGAAAUUUGAACACUCUGAGCUAGUCUUGUGACAGACUCCCAAGGACAGCUGUCCUCGUCCACAUCUGGGAUACAGCUCUUUGAAUUUGUCCUGUUUGGUUGCACCAGUCCAGAUGUCUCAUAUCUGGCAGAAGUUGACAGGCCAAACUGUGAGCCAGCGGGAAAGAUUUAGCAAAUAAUUUCCCAGUGCGAAGGUCUUGCUAUUAGUAAGGAGAAUUAUGUGUACAUAAAAGUGAGAGGUCAGUGAACUGUUCCUCAGCAGGGCCUUUUCAUCUGGGAAAGACAUCCAUAAAGUGGCGAUACAGAGGGAAGCCACAUUUAUUUUUUUUAAUCUACAUGUACUUGUAAGAGAAGAAUUUUCAUGUUUUUCAAAGAAGUUACUUUUCUUUAAAAAAAAAUGAUUGUCUAGUUGGACAGCAUUGCUAGCUGGCAAGCAGUCUGAGUGAAUAUGCAGAGUGUCCCUCAGAGUAGGGACAACAAGUUAGAAGCACCGUACAGUGUCCUGCUGCAAAGUGUGGACCAUGGACUGUGCUACCCAAAGUCUGGUCACAAUUGUCCAAGCCUGCCUGUAUGAUCCUGGAUGAAUCACUUGUGGCUUUCACUUUCUGGCUUGUAAACCAGAUGGUUUUUGUCUGGGUUGACUAAAAUGGGUGCAGAAAUGCAUCAGGAAAGCUCAAGAUACUGUACGCAGUGGCAACCCCACUGGGCUGUUAUUCUUGUUGAUAUCCUAGAGUUCGGGAGGUAGAGAACGCUGAUCGUGUCUCACCUUUCCCAUCAAAUCCAAAGGAAGCUAUAAAGAGGAUGGAACGUUACCAUGUCUUCCGUGUGAACUCUUCCUGAGAAUGUGGAGACCGGCUCUGCGUUUUGUUCUUGAAGGACCAAUCACAAGUCCUUGAAGAUAUGGACCUACGGGACCCACUGGGCCAUGGCAGGAGGGAGUUCUCAGAUGUUGCACUGAUGUGACAUUGUCGCGUUUCUUUAAUGAACUUGUCCCCUUCCUCACUUGCCUCCCCAAAGAAAUGUUGUCCCUUUGGUAAUGUGCGCAUCACCCACACUAACAUGAGAGUGAAAAGCAGUGUUGAGCUGACCCAGUGUUUGCCUCUUCCUCGCCACUUUCAUGCUAUUAAAGGCGUGCAUGUGAGAAGAGUGUUCUCUUCUGUCUUUAUAAUGAUGCAGACUUUGGGAUGUGUGCUUGAAUGCUGAUUGGGGAAUAAGAAUGUGGAAAUGGUACUGGAAAAGGUCAGGCUGAUUUCCUGAGUCUGGGGCAGCAAUGGGGGACAGAGGCAUAUGGCUGGCAGACCUCUGUGACCUGGCAUUCCUUCUUCCAAAGUCUACCUAUCCAUCCUGGAGCUGCAUCCCUACCAGCUAAUACAAGGUUAGCUUACCCACCUAUGUGGCCAUGGUGGAGGGAGGGACCGGAAGGGAGGAUCUUCUAAAUGAUGUGUGAAACUGGGGGCCCUCAUCUUGGGAUUCUUUGGGUUUUAUCUGAGGUUUUCAAAUAGACACCUAGCCCUAAGCUGUCAGGAAAGAGUUAUACAAAGUGCUGGUGGUGGCUGUAAAUGCAUCAUGGGGAGAGGCUCUUUGUCCAGAUGAAUACAUACUAAGUAUCUGUCAAAGUUGUAGAACCACUUGGAAUGGAUUCAGGUCUGUUGUCCAGUGCUUUCCAAAAGCACAAGGCAACUUUGUAUCACAUCAAGAGACUCAGGCCUCUCAUCCACCUAAAGCUAUGCCACCUCAAUCAGGAGAUUUAGAACUGUUAUUGUUCUGAGGACUGAGCGAGGUGUCCAUGGAGGGGCUCGGUGUCUAGCAAUGUUCAGAUGAUAGGAAAACAAGAAAGGAGGAAAGGGGAGGAGAAGAAAGGCCAGUGCCCACAAAUUUAUGGCAAGCUCGUUUUAUUAAAAGGAGUAAAUUGUCUUGCUGGCUGUUGCAUGCUGCCUUCUGAGAAUUAACACACAGUGAAAUAAACUCUCCAUAGUCAUGAGAGCUGUUGUGUGGAGACCAGAGAGGAGGGUUGCCCUUGUUGCUUUAGAUAGACCUAACUAGAAACAUUAUUAAAAUUUGAUAGCAGGUUGGCUCCAGUGUUUCAUGC